Molecule: messenger RNA, 2361 nt
Organism: Uranotaenia lowii
Lineage: Eukaryota; Metazoa; Arthropoda; Insecta; Diptera; Culicidae
Gene: slmo
Product: protein slowmo
Exons: 5
Coding region: 306-950 (214 amino acids)
Biological process (GO): phospholipid transport
Cellular component (GO): mitochondrial intermembrane space
Molecular function (GO): phosphatidic acid transfer activity
Source: RefSeq, a predicted model, not a curated record
GCUCACUUGAAUGCAAAUGCUGUAGCCAGCAAGAGGUCGAUCUCGAGCCUGAAUCGCCGUGUCGUGUCGGUGUCGCGGGUGUGUGUGCGCGAUUUUCUUUCUUUUUUUCGAGUGUGCAGGGCGCGACGAAUGCAAACGCGAGUUUUUUGUUCCUCGAUUAAUAAUUAGCGGAGUUUUUUCCUGGAGAAGUGCUUUCUUGUGAAGGAAAGUGGAUUUUCCUAUGAGCCUUUCUACGUUUGGGAAAGUUCAAUUUUGUUAAAAAGUUCCGAACGAGACCGGAAAUACUCCGAGAACCACAGCACAGAAUGAAAAUUUGGACGUCAGAACACGUAUUCAACCACCCGUGGGAAACGGUGGCCCAGGCCGCCUGGCGCAAGUACCCUAACCCGAUCAAUACCGCAGUCAUUGGGACCGAUGUCGUCGAACGGCGGGUCGUGGACGGCAUCCUGCACACGCACCGGCUGGUCAGCUCCAAAUGGUACUUCCCGCAGUGGGCCCAGAAGCUGAUCGGUUCCCCCAAUGUGUGCUAUGCCAGCGAACAAUCCACCGUGGAUCCCUCGAAACGAACGAUGACGCUGAAAACGAUCAACCUAACCUUUGGUAGUUUCCUGUCGGUCUAUGAAACCCUCAGCUACGUUCCACAUCCGACGGAUCCGAGCAAAACGCUGCUCCGACAGGAAGCCACGGUACAGGUCGAAGGCGUUCCACUGAACCGGUACAUGGAAGACGUUCUCACCAAAAACAUCAGCACCAAUGCCGGCAAGGGUCGCCAGGGGCUGGAAUGGGUGAUAGGGAAGCUAAACUCGGAGGUAAAAGAGUUGGCAACGACGGCCGCAACCAGCACAAACGAGAUCCUCACACAGACGAAGAAAUCGCUGGACGAUAUCACAGACCAGGCCCGGAAAAGUAUGGACGAGCUGAGUGCGACGGCGCAAAAGAUUCACAUAUAGUAACAAGCGCUGCACGGCGUCGCCCAGCACCAGCAACAACAACAACAACACCCCAAUCGCUUCUACAACCGCUGCUACUGCUUCCUCACCCGCAGUCGAAACUACUACAGCUAUCACAACAUCUACAAAUACUACUACUUCGGCUGCUAGUGCCAGCAUCGUUGGUGGCACAUCCGGAUCAAAGCCCCUGCCACCAAAAACAACGGCUAAAGGCUGUGAGCAUCAGGAAACGGGUCGAGGAUGGUUUUCAUCCGGUUUGGCCUCGUUUAGAGCUAGAAAUAAUGCCAGCAAUAUCGAAAACAACCAAUCAACCAUAACAUCUUCGGAUGCUGUAAAUUCUGAAAACACUACAACAAGAGAAGCACCAAGCCCUUUCGCAGCUCAAUCAUCUCAAUCAUCACAAGCAUCGACUUCUACGAAAGCUAACACGUCGACCACAACUAGGGCCAGUAGUACAACUCCGCCACCCACUUCACCAUCCUGAUUUUGGGCCACAACUGUCGGUAAAUUCUCCCUUUCGUUCUAUUACGCUUCUCCAAACUACGCUGUCAAGGAAAUUCUCCCCUUCCGAGGUACAAGGACAAAUCUUCUAUCUUUAUUUAUUCUGUAAUUUAUUUUAAAAAUUGCAAUAAUUGUACAAACACUACUCUCUAUAUUUGUCUAUUCCGAGUUACACUCGCAAUUUAUUUCCCGAAACACUUCAUAAUACUAAAUGCACAACUUUACGAUGCAUUCUUGAAAGCGAAAACUAAAAUAUUAACAAAGAAAAUGACGCCGGGCGCUAUAAACAAUAAUUAAGCAAAAAACCUCGACAAAGACAACAACUGAAGUUGUUCCACAACCAACCAAACUUCGUCUAUCAACUGUAAUUUCGUGUGUUUUGUCGCUAUGAAAUGAUAGGUAGUGUAAUUGAAAUUAUUAUAACCUUUAUGAUUAAUCCAAGUGAACCGAGCAAGUGAUUAUACAUAGCAUUAAACGUAUUUUAGAAGCUAUUUAGUAUUACGCUAGAUUUGGUCUCUUGCGUAAGCCUUCGGGGCAGAAGGUUUACGGUCGCUUGGAACGAGAGAAUAUCUACAGAGAUGUCGUGCAAAGCGAAGAACAAAGUGAAAUGAAUAAUUAUCAAUAGAAGAAAAAAAAUCAAUGGGAGGCGUGACUGUUACGUAAUAGUAUAGAGAUAAACACAUUCCCUUGAAGAAGUAAAACAAAAAGGACAUAAUGGAGGAGAAAAAUCAGAAGCAAGAAGGAAGAAAGGUAAAGCCUUUUCGAAUUUGAUGGCGAUGCCUAAAGAUUUUGUAAACAUAUUAAAGUAAUUAGGUUCAUUUUUGCGAAAUUUUGUAUAAUAGAAUAUCCAAUUUUGUUGCUUAUAAUUUCCUGAUUGGAAUUAACACACCUGCUUGAAAAAAAGUUGAAA